AUGGACUUCGACACCCUCGCUGACAAGGUGGAAGCCUUGCAGUUGGAACUUGAAUUUGCUUAUGAACUUUGUGACCAAGCAAACAUUCAAUUUGACAAGUACCGCACCGAACUGUACGAACUCACCAAGUCUCUAGAAUCUGAACGGGAAAAGGCCGCCAGAGCGCAACGGUUACUGGUAGAGGAGCGAGGUAAAUGUGCAACCCUCGAGGCACGGGCUAAGAAUCUCAAAGUCAGCUUGGAAAACGAGUUUGUUCAUGUCGCCAAACUUCAAGCAAGACUUAACACCGAGACGGCAUCUUUAAAAGCCAUGAAUAAGCAGGCUCGGAAGGUGGAGGAGAAGCUGAUUGAUACUCAGCUUGAUCUAGAGUAUCUCAGGUGCACCACAAGGGUCGAGCCACCACACGACCCUAUGGCCACCCUCGCACAAGAUUUUCCUCUGCCGGCACAACCAUUUGUUGUUGUGUUGAUAGAUGGCGAUGCCUACCUCUGGGCUUCAAAUAUCUCCGGCUAUGGUAGUCCGCAAGCUGGCGCUUCGGCAGUCAGCCACGUCGAGGGUCCCGGCCCAGGUGCCAUCGCCGCUACAAGCAUCCGCAAUGAAGUCAUCAAGUACAUCUUGAAUCAGAAUGGGACUAUCCCAAUAGCAUCCAAGGUCGUCACUCGCGUUUUCCUCAACUUUGGGAGUGGGAGUCGAUUAGGCAUGGUACACACCCGGCGUCGAAGUGUUCCCCCGGGUGUGAGUGCAGCCGAUUUUGCGGUUCAGUUCACCGAGAAAAUCCCAUUGUUCGAUUUCUUCGAUGCCGGAAGAGGGAAGGAGAGGGCAGACGACAAAAUUAGAGAAAACUUCCACCUCUAUCUCUCAACGCCGAAUUGUCACGCAAUAUUUGUCGCUGCCUGCCUCGAUAAUGGAUUUGCUCGGAUGCUUGAGCAGUAUAGUGACCAUCCGGUGGCUCGUCAAAAGAUCGUCCUCGUCUCGCCCGGCUACGUCGCAUUCGAGAUACAGAAAUUAGCGCUCAAAGUGGUAGAGUGGCCGAGCGUAUUUGCUGCGCGAACGAUGCCGGCAAAUGCUGCUGCACGGCAUGAGAAAGAGACGCUAAAACUCCAAACGCAGAGAGCAGGCACCCAGCGCAGUGCGUCUACACCGGCAAUAAGUUCUGGGGAGACACAAUCCUAUCUCCCACCCAGGUUGUUGGACCUGAUACCUCUGUGGAAUCCUGACGUAGGGAUGAGCAAGGCUUCAAAUGGGGUCGGCUUUAGGGUCCAGCAAACAACAGGCGCUGUCGUAGAGCGUCUUGAUCUUGCACAGAUGAUCGACACUGUUGAGGACAUUGACUGA
Messenger RNA from Cladophialophora psammophila CBS 110553, 1335 nucleotides. RefSeq lists its product as uncharacterized. The transcript has 3 exons. Lineage: Eukaryota; Fungi; Ascomycota; Eurotiomycetes; Chaetothyriales; Herpotrichiellaceae. The record is from RefSeq and is a predicted model, not a curated record. Bases 1 to 1335 code for a protein of 444 amino acids.